Molecule: messenger RNA, 858 nt
Organism: Benincasa hispida (wax gourd)
Lineage: Eukaryota; Viridiplantae; Streptophyta; Magnoliopsida; Cucurbitales; Cucurbitaceae
Product: nicotianamine synthase-like
Biological process (GO): nicotianamine biosynthetic process
Molecular function (GO): nicotianamine synthase activity
Source: RefSeq, a predicted model, not a curated record
AUGGCAGCCCUCCAAAUCCAUGGCACCAAAACUGAAAUCUCCACGGAGUUUCUAGUAGAUCGAAUCAUCGAUCUUCACGAAAGCAUCUCGAAACUGGAAACCUUGAAACCAUGCAAGAAAGUGAACAACCUCUUUACAAACCUAGUGAACUUGUGCAUUUUGCCUUGUUCAAUAGAUGUCUCAACAUUGCCACCAAAUUUACAAGCCAUUCGUGAGAGCCUCAUAGUUCUCUGUGGCCAAGCUGAGGGCUUACUCGAAUUAGAAUUCUCAACUUUGCUAAGCAAAAUCCCAAAACCUCUAAACAAUCUCACUCUAUUUCCAUAUUACCAAAACUACAUCAAAUUAGCCAACCUUGAGAACAAGAUUUUGAAUGACAAUGGAAUUUUCAAUCCAAAGAAGGUAGCUUUUGUUGGGUCAGGUCCUUUGCCUCUAACUUCAAUUAUUAUGGCCAUGCAGCACAUGAAGGGUACGUAUUUCGAUAACUACGACAUCGACAGCGUGGCAAAUGACGUGGCAGGAAAGAUCGUGGGGUCGGACACUGAGCUGGAAGGAAGAAUGAAGUUUUGGACGAGGGAUAUUGUUGAGGUAAAAGAAGAGCUUGGGGGAUAUGAUUGUGUGUUUUUGGCGGCUCUUGUGGGGAUGAAGAAGGAAGAUAAAGUGAAGAUUAUAAGGCAUUUAAGAAAGUAUAUGAAAGAAGGUGGGAUUUUGGUAGUGCGAAGUGCUAAAGGAGGUAGAGCAUUUUUGUAUCCUGUGGUUGAAGUUGGAGAUUUGGUUGGCUUUGAGAUUCUCUCUGUUUUUCAUCCCACUGAUGAUGUUGUUAAUUCCGUUAUCUUAGCUCGGAAGCCUAUGAUUAUGUGA